Messenger RNA from Fusarium coffeatum, 537 nucleotides. RefSeq lists its product as uncharacterized. The transcript has 3 exons. Lineage: Eukaryota; Fungi; Ascomycota; Sordariomycetes; Hypocreales; Nectriaceae. The record is from RefSeq and is a predicted model, not a curated record. The coding region runs from base 1 to 537 and encodes 178 amino acids.
AUGGUUCUGCGAAAUGAGGUCUCCUACAAGCUCACAAAGAACACCAACGAUACUCUUGUUGAAUACCACAAGAAGAUUCACUAUGUCGAUGCCAAGGCUAAUACAUACGACUGGACAGACAAGGAGCAGCAGUGUAAGAAGCUUCAAGAAGAAUCUGUCCAGGACAUCAAUGGUGAGGAGGCCAAGGACUACAUGAGUGCUCCUAUGAAGACUUUGGCACCUCCUCCUUCGCGCAAUGCCAUUGGCGUUGUCCCACAACCUACAACUCCGCAUCAUGUUGGUGGUGGCCUUGUUGUUGACUCGUGUACGGUGUUUCCUCCAUACUCCGACGACUCAAGUUCUAUCUUUCCGCCCAUGACCCUUUACAAUUUGUCGUCUUCUCCCAGCUUCAUUCAGCCAUUUGGAGACUGUUUCUGUAACAAGCGCCAAGAAAUGGCCCCCAUCUUCAGCCUGCCCUUCACCAACAUGCCAACUCCCACUGAAUGCGGUGUUGAUGUGGGUAUGGGUAUGGGAUACAUGGUCGCUGACAUGCGAUGA